AUGCAUAGCUGCUAUUUGACUACUAAAGAUUAUUUUAAAGGAUUUAUAGUAUUUACUGCAUUUACUAAUUUAUUGAUUGCUGUUAUAUUUAAAAAAGUUAAAGUAUUUGUUAUUAUUAUUUAUGAAUAGAUUGUUGUCUUAAAAACUGCUAUUAUGGUUACUGAUUUUAGGCCUAUGAAUUAACAUUAGAUAUACCUCCUAAUUAAGUAGUACUUGCUUGCUUUUGACCUUAUUAUUAUAGAAAUUAUGUGCUUUGCUAGUUUAUCAUAGAUUAUAUCUUAUCCAUGUCAGAUAUAGAUAUACAGGAGUUUUCUAAAGAUUUUUUUUUAUGCUUAAAAGGUUACAAAAAUGAGUUUAAACUUAAAUCUUAUUAAUCAUUCGUAUAAACAUUAAUAUGAACAGAUGUAAGUUAAUCAGUAAAUAUGCUAGGAUUUUGCUUAAUCGAGUUUUCUAGUUAAUUUGAAUUUUACUUUUAGUAAUUAGGCUGUGCCUACUGUAAAGCAUUACUAUUUAAAUCAUCAGUUUAAGUACUUGAAGGGUUUUUGA
Molecule: messenger RNA, 546 nt
Organism: Tetrahymena thermophila SB210
Lineage: Eukaryota; Ciliophora; Oligohymenophorea; Hymenostomatida; Tetrahymenidae
Product: transmembrane protein, putative
Exons: 1
Source: RefSeq, a predicted model, not a curated record